Molecule: messenger RNA, 2424 nt
Organism: Fundulus heteroclitus (mummichog)
Lineage: Eukaryota; Metazoa; Chordata; Actinopteri; Cyprinodontiformes; Fundulidae
Product: mucin-5AC-like
Exons: 3
Coding region: 1-2424 (807 amino acids)
Source: RefSeq, a predicted model, not a curated record
AUGGCUUCAACCACUGCAUCUACUGCCCCAACAACAACUGCAGCACAAACAACCACAACUGCAGCAACAACAACUGCUCCACCAACAACCACAACUAUUGCUUCAACUACUAGACCUACUGCCUCUACAAUUGCAGCACAAACAACUACUACUGCAGCAACAACAACAACCACAACUGCUCCACCAACAACCACAACUAUGGCUUCAACCACUACAUCUACUGCCCCAACAACAACUGCAGCACCAACAACCACUGUUAUAGCAACAACAACUGCUCCACCAAAAACCACAACUAUGGCUUCAAGUGUUACCUCUACUUCCUCUACAACUGCAGCACCAACAACUACUACUGCAGCAACAACAACCACAACUGCUCCACCAACAACCACAACUAUGGCUUCUACCAUUACAUCUACUGCCCCAACAACAACUGCAGCACCAACAACCACUGUUACAGCAACAACAACUGCUCCACCAAAAACCACAACUAUAGCUUCAACUAUUACCUCUACUUCCUCUACAACUGCAACAACAGCAACUACUACUGCAGCAACAACAACUAUAUCUGCACCACCAACAACCACAACUGUUGCACCAACAACAACUAUGGCUUCAACCACUACUUCUACUGACCCCACAGCAACUGCAGUACCAACAACCACUACUGCAGCAACAACCACUAUAACUGCUCCACAAACAACCACAACUGGACAUCCAACUACCACAACCAUGGCUUCAACCACUAUAUCUACUGCCCCCACAACAACUAUAGCACCAACAACGACUGCUAAGGCAACCGCAACCGCAACCACAACGCCACCACCAACAACAACAACUGCUCCACAAACAACCACAACUGCACCACCAACCACCACAACCAUGGCUUCAUCCACUACAUCUACUGCCUCCACAGCAACUACAGCACCAACAACGACUACUGAAGAAACUGCAACCACAACUUUGGCACAAACAACCACAACUGCUCCACCAGCAACCACAACUAUCGCUUCAACCUCUACAUCUGCUACCCCUACAACAACUGCAGCAACAACAUCCGCUCCACCAACAACCAAAACUAUGGCUUUAAUUACUACAGAUUCUGCCCCCACAACUGCAGCACUAACAACCAGUACUGCAACAACAACUGCUGUACCAACAACAACUAUGGCUUCAACCACUAAAUCUGCUGCCACCACAACUGGAGCACCAACAACCACUACUGCAGCAACAACAACCACAACUGCUCCGUCAACAACCACAACUAUGGCUUCAGCUACUACAUCUACUGCCCCCACAACUGCAAUGACAACAACCACUACUGCAGCAACAACUGCUCCACCAACAACCACAACAAUGGCUUCAACCACUACAUCUACUGCCCCCACAACAACUGCAGCACCAACAACUACUACUGCAGGAACUACUGCAGCAACAACAACCACAACGACUCCACUAACAACCACAACUAUGGAUUCAACCACUAGAUCUAGUGUUCCUACAACAACUGCAUCAACAACAACGACAACUGCUCCACCAACACCCACAACUAUGGCUCAAACCACUACAUCUACUGUCCCCUCAACUGCAGCCCCAAUGACCACUACUGAAGCAACAACAACCACAACUGCUCCACCAUCAACCACAACUAUGGCUUCAACCACUACAUCUACUGCCCCCACAACAACUGCAGAAACAACAACCACAACCGCAGCACCAACCACUACAACCGUGGCUCCGACAACCACAACCUCCUCCACCCCGACUUUGUCUCCGACCACCACAACCGCAGCAAAAACCACCACAACUGUGGCUCCAACAACCACAACUGCUGCUCCCUCUACCACAACUUCGGCUCCAACAACCACAACUGCUUCUCCCUCAACCACAACUUCAGCUCCGGCAACAACCUUCAACAACAAAAACUGCAGCAUUAACCACCACAGCCAUGGCUCCUACCACCACAACUGCUCAACCAACCACCACAACAAUAACUCCAUCAACAACAACUGCUCAACUGUCCACCACAACUCUGACAACCGCAACUACUGCCCCAACAACAAAAUCUACAACGACUACUACAACCAUAAAGCCAACCACAAAAACUACAACAAAAUCUACACAGACUUCUACAACCAUAAAGCCGACCACACAAACUACAACAAAAUCUACACUGACUACUACAAACAUAAAGCCAACCGCAAAAACGACAACAAAAUCUACACCGACUUCUACAACCAUAAAGCUAACCACAAAAACUACAACAAAAUCUACACCGACUUCUACAACCAUAAAGCCCACCGCAAAAACGACAACAAAAUCUACAACGACUACUACAACCAAAAAGCCAACCACGACAACUACAACAAAAUCUACACCAACUACUACAAUCAUAAAGCCAAUCACAAAACCUACAGCUGCUACUAG